This is a messenger RNA of Ipomoea nil (Japanese morning glory), 663 nucleotides long. RefSeq lists its product as uncharacterized. The record is from RefSeq and is a predicted model, not a curated record. The transcript has a single exon. The coding region runs from base 1 to 663 and encodes 220 amino acids. Lineage: Eukaryota; Viridiplantae; Streptophyta; Magnoliopsida; Solanales; Convolvulaceae.
AUGGAAUACGUGCUGAAUGGGGGACCCUGGGCUUUUGAGAAUAAUGCUCUUGUGUGUCGAGAGGUGUUGGAUGGGGUAAAUCCUGUGGAUGUAGAGCUGGAUAUGAUUGACAUGUGGGUACAGUUGCAUGAUAUGCCAAAGGGAUACACGUCACAUGCAAUUCUGGAACAUGCAGGGAAUUUUUUGGGCUCUUUUGUUAAACAUGAUGACCGAUUUGAAGGGGCGCCAUGGCUAACGUUUCACCGUAUUCGGGUGUCAAUCUCGGUUGAUAGACCACUUAGAAGAAGGAUGAGGUUGAUGAAGAGAGAUGGGACUACAGCAUGGGUAAAUUUUAAAUAUGAACGACUGCAUAAGUUUUGCUAUUUUUGUGGUUGUAUGGGUCACUUGCAUACUUUCUGUAUACACGCUAGGGAGGCUGGAAUUCCGGUGGAAAGGUACCUGUACGGCCCGGAUAUGCGAGCUGGUGGAUCCCAGAGCGCUCCUAGAGCGGUUGGGGAUAGCUGGCUUGUUCCGGUUGGCGGGAAACCACGACCACUGGGAGUCAAACUACGUGUGGUAGAUGGGGGGCAGGGAAGUGGGGGUGUCACACCCACGAGUAUGUCUGAGGAUGAGGUGGUGGUGGCUACGGCAAAGCGUCGUAGGCAUGGGACGGAGGGGGGGUGA